GUAGUGGGUGGGAAAUGUCGGCCUUCCUUGGCUCCUGUUGGCCGAAUACUCUAUCGGACUUCAUGAGGAGAGGGGAGGGGCGAGCAGAAAGAACGUAAAAUUGGGAGAGCUACUGGAGGAGGGUUCCGUGUAUGUAUGUGCGGGAGGGUAGCGCUGCCAGCAUUGGUUUGCAUUGUUUUAACACAAUUCAGCUUUUGCUAUAUCAAGAAGAUUUUGUGCAAAAAAUGAGCCGAUUCCUGGCUGUGUUAAGAAGCUGGCUUAUGAUGGUCUCCAUUAUCGCAGCUGGGAACACAUUCCAGAGCUUCAGAGACCACAGUUUCCUGAGUGACAAACUUUAUACUGGCAGCCCUGACCUGGUGAAUGGCCUCCAAGCUCGUACUUUUGGGGUGUGGACACUGCUUUCCUCUGUUAUCCGAUGUGCAUGUGCUGUGGAUAUCCAGAACAAGACGCUCUACCACCUCACACUCUGGACAUUCAUACUGGCUCUGGGACAUUUCCUGUCUGAAGUUUUUGUUUACCACACUGCUGAGAUGUCUAUAGGCAUAAUGGCUCCACUGAUGGUUGCAAGUUUCUCCAUUUUUGGGAUGUUGAUUGGUUACCAGUAUCUGGAGGUUCAACAAGAGUCUUCUAUUUCCCAUAACAAAAAGAAAAACUAAAGAAGCAUCAAUAAUGUGAUGAGGUUACAUUCAGAAAUGAAUUGAAGGCUUUGUGUAGUGGUCCAUAGAACCAGAUCUGAACUGAGAACUAGGCUCUGGAAUUCCAAGUACGCAGAGGCCCAAACAUGCUCCCACAGGCUCAAUAGUGGAAUCUUAUGGCAGUCCGUUGGGCAUUUCGAACCAUUUGGGAGACAUGCUCUCCAUCCUAAUUGUUGUAUCUAUGAAAUAACCAUUGUGUUAAAUAAAUUAAUGGAUUUUA
Xenopus laevis (African clawed frog) is the source of this 915-nucleotide messenger RNA. It is a transcript of the gene erg28.L, whose product is annotated as ergosterol biosynthesis 28 homolog L homeolog. Gene Ontology annotation, cellular component: endoplasmic reticulum membrane; endoplasmic reticulum; membrane. NCBI's taxonomy places the organism in Eukaryota, Metazoa, Chordata, Amphibia, Anura, Pipidae. Gene Ontology annotation, molecular function: protein-macromolecule adaptor activity. The record is from RefSeq and is a predicted model, not a curated record. The coding region runs from base 132 to 656 and encodes 174 amino acids. The transcript has 5 exons.